Theobroma cacao (cacao) is the source of this 1598-nucleotide messenger RNA. RefSeq names its product coumaroyl-CoA:anthocyanidin 3-O-glucoside-6''-O-coumaroyltransferase 1-like. The record is from RefSeq and is a predicted model, not a curated record. Lineage: Eukaryota; Viridiplantae; Streptophyta; Magnoliopsida; Malvales; Malvaceae.
UAGUAGUGUGAAGUGUGAACAAUUUCUUGGUCUUGUACCAAAUGGCUCAAACUGGCACGAUUAAGGUUCUCGAUAGCAGUCAUGUUUCGCCGCCUCCGAGCUCAGUUCCGACAACCUCUCUCCCUCUCACUCACUUUGAUCUGCCAUGGUUUCCUUGUUAUAUAGAACGCCUUUUCUUCUAUAAAUUCUCUCACCCUACUUUGCACUUCAUGGAAACCACUCUCCCAAUGCUAAAAUGCUCUCUCUCCCUAACUCUCCAACAUUUCUUCCCUUACGCCGCCAAUAUCAUGUGCCCUCAACCACCCGGUAAGCCUUAUAUCCAUUACAUAGAUGGUGACUUUGUCACCUUCACGGUUGCUGAAUCUGCUGCAGAUUUCAACCAUGUCAAAGCCAAUUAUCCGCGAGAUAUUAAAUUGUUACGCCCCUUUGUACCUCAGCUGCCACCGGCACGUGUAGCCGAAGAUGGCAUUCGGGUGUGCCCCAUCACAGCGUUUCAAGUCACUGUGUUUCCCAACUCUGGCAUUUGCAUCGGGUCAACUUAUUGGCAUGUAGUUGGUGAUGGGAAGUCGUUCAUGCAUUUUAUGAGGUCUUGGACGGCUGUUUGUAGGUCCGGCGGUGACUUAACCUGUCUUGAAAAUUCACUUCCUUUGAUUAACAAGGACGUGAUCAAGGAUCCUGGUGGCAUAGAGUUGGUUCGGUUGAAAAAUUACUGGCACUGGGUAUCAUUCUCUAAUGAGAAUUCUGGCCCAACCCAUGCUAUAGCCGAAGACAAGGUUCGAGCCACAUUUGUGUUGGGUCGAGCCCAUGCCGAGAGACUAAAGCAUUUGGUCACGGGACAGUGCAGGGAUGGUGUCGAGUCAGAGCAAUUGCACAUAUCAACGUUUGUGGUGACAUGUGCCUUCAUAUGGGUUUGUCUGAUUAAAUCAAAGGACAGUGCUACUAACAAUUUAUCACGUGAUGAUGAUGAUAAGUUUUACUUCUUGCUUUUUCCAUUUGAUUGCCGGAACCGCUUGGAAUUUCCGGUACCACCAACAUACUUUGGGAAUUGUUUAAGACCGGGCGUUGUUGAUGUUACUAAAAGUGAGCUAAUAGGAGAAAAUGGAAUUCUUUUGGCUUCGAAAGUUAUUGGAAACAAAAUUAAAGAAAUGGAGAGAAGUGGUUUGAGAGGUGCAGAGCACUGGAUAUCAAGUCUUGUGGAACGAAUGAAAUCAAGGCGUCUUACUGCAGUUGCUGGAUCACCAAAAUUCCAUGUCUAUGAUACGGAUUUUGGGUGGGGCAGGCCUUGUAAGGUUGAGCUUACUCACAUAGAUUAUGAUGGAGCUAUAUCUCUGGCAGAGUGCAAGGAUGAGCCAGGUGGAAUUGAGGUUGGGUUAGCUUUGAACAAGAAUCAAAUGGAUGAAUUCAUUACUAUUUUUGAGCAAAGUUUGAAGCUCCUUUGAUUUGAGUUUUUAUAGUCAUAUUAGUUCACCUUCCAAACCUGUUGGAUGUUAAGUGCUCUGUUUAUGACUUUUGUUAAGGCAAGCAUAUAUAUCAUUGUAAUGGAAUAAUGUGUGUGAAAAUGUGUGAAUCUUGAAUCAACUUUUUUUGUUUAGGUAUCA